Molecule: messenger RNA, 2248 nt
Organism: Vigna angularis (adzuki bean)
Lineage: Eukaryota; Viridiplantae; Streptophyta; Magnoliopsida; Fabales; Fabaceae
Product: plant intracellular Ras-group-related LRR protein 6
Exons: 21
Coding region: 226-1998 (590 amino acids)
Molecular function (GO): protein binding
Source: RefSeq, a predicted model, not a curated record
UUAUUAGUUAUGUUUUAACACCAAGAUGAAUUGAAAUUGCACCAAAUCGGAGACAAGCAGUUCAUUUAAACACUGUACUGUCACGUUCUUGAUUUCAUAAGCAAGCUUGUGAAGUUCUGAUGCUAUGAAAGAAUCAUUGUUAUAAUUAUUAUUCUUCUUUCGAAAAUCAUUUGAAAUUUGGAACGCAUUCUUCGUCUCCGCUGGAUCUGAUCUGAACACGGUGCCAUGAAUCGGUUGCUGAAAGCGGCGAGAGCCUCUGGUUCUCUCAACCUCUCCAAUCGUUCCCUCACAGAAAUUCCCGACGAGGUUUACCGGAAUCUGGAGGGGCUCGGCGGCGGCGGCGGCGGCGACGACGACGACGACAAGUGGUGGGAGGCUGUGGAGCUUCAGAAGCUUAUUCUGGCUCACAAUAGCAUUGGAUCGUUGAAGGAAGAUCUGAGAAAUUUGCCUUUUCUCGUUGUGCUGAAUCUCAGCCACAACUGUCUCACGCAGCUUCCCGCUGCUAUCGGAGAGUUGCCUCAGUUGAAGAUGUUGGAUGUUUCGUUCAAUUCGAUAAUUGAAAUAGCGGAGGAGAUUGGAUCGGCAGCAUCGCUUGUGAAGCUUGAUUGUUCAAAUAAUAGGCUCACGGAGCUUCCAAGCUCGCUUGGCAGAUGCUUAGAAUUGUCGGACUUAAAGGGAUCAAACAAUCUUUUUACCAGCUUGCCAGAAGAUUUAGCAAAUUGCUCUAAAUUGUCUAAGCUAGAUAUGGAGGGCAACAAGCUAUCAAUGAUAUCAGAAAAUCUCAUUUCAUCAUGGACCAUGCUUACCGAAUUCAAUGCAUCAAAAAAUUUGCUGACAGUGUUACCAGUGAGCAUUGGAGGCCUUUCACAUCUAAUUCGUCUUGACCUUCAUCAAAACAGAAUAUCGGCAAUCCCUUCAUCAAUCAAUGGUUGUCAUUCACUUACAGAGCUUUAUUUGGGGAAUAACAAUAUUUCUAUAGUACCAGUGGAGAUAGGGGCCCUUUCUCGACUUGGGACUUUAGAUCUUCAGUCUAACCAGCUGAAGGACUAUCCAGUAGAGGCAUGCAAGUUGAGUCUUUUAGUUUUAGAUCUUUCUAAUAAUUCAUUGAGUGGGUUACCCCCUGAAAUGGGAAAAAUGACUACAUUGAGAAAACUUCUGCUGAGUGGAAAUCCUUUGAGAACACUUCGAAGCUCAUUAGUAUCUGGACCUACACCAGCAUUACUGAAAUUUCUCCGAAGCAGACUCUCUGUGGAUGAAGAUUCUGAAGCUGUAACCCCAUCAAAAGAAGAGGUGAUCGCAAUGGCUACCCGAUUAUCUAUCACAUCAAAGGAACUUUCUAUGGAGGGGUUGGAAUUAACUGCUGUCCCAUCAGAAGUGUGGGAAUCAGGGGAGGUCAUAAAACUUGAUCUUUCAAGAAACUCCAUCCAGGAGUUGCCUGUUGAACUUUCUUCUUGUGUUUCACUCCAGACAUUGAUUUUAUCUAAGAAUCAAAUUAUAGAGUGGCCAACUUCAGUUCUUAAAUCACUUUCAAGCCUUUCAUGUUUGAAGAUGGACAACAAUUCCCUUAGACAGAUACCUUCCGAUGGCUUUGAAGUGGUGCCUAAGCUUCAGAUCCUGGAUCUAAGCGGUAAUGCAGCUUCAUUACUAGAUGGACCUGCAUUUUCUAGUUUGCCUUACCUGCAAGAGAUUUACCUAAGAAGAAUGAAGCUCAGUGAAGUCCCAUCAGAUAUAGUGGUGCUGCAUCAGCUACGGAUCCUAGACUUGAGUCAGAAUUCCCUUCAAUCAAUUCCAGUGGGGUUAAAGAAUCUCACUUCUCUCAAGGAGCUUGACCUAUCUGAUAACAACAUCUCAGUUCUUCCACCUGAGCUGGGUUUGCUGGAACCAAGCCUGCAGGCGUUGAGACUUGAUGGAAAUCCUCUUAGAAGCAUUCGAAGGACUGUUUUGUCUAAAGGAACUAAAGCUGUUCUGAACUAUUUGAAGGACAAAUUGCCAGAGUAGUUUUCUUUUCUUUCUUCCUCCUCUGAAAGUGUUAUGUUUAACAUAAUAUUUAAAGUGUUCAAUUUUGUUCCUGGUGUCACUCUUUCCGACGUUGAUACUGUAAUUUAUUUUCCUUAUCCGUGUUAGUGUCUCAUUUUGUUCAAUUCUUGUCCGAUGUUGUACAUCUCUGCCUUUGUGUGUUAUUUCAUGUAACAUAUUCUUAAUUUGAAUGGUUAAUAUUACAAAGAAAUUUGCGUGGCUUGAUCUUUAA